Aspergillus sclerotioniger CBS 115572 is the source of this 1454-nucleotide messenger RNA. RefSeq names its product phosphoinositide binding protein ATG18. The transcript has 5 exons. Bases 137 to 1432 code for a protein of 431 amino acids. Gene Ontology annotation, biological process: nucleophagy; protein lipidation; protein localization to phagophore assembly site. NCBI's taxonomy places the organism in Eukaryota, Fungi, Ascomycota, Eurotiomycetes, Eurotiales, Aspergillaceae. Gene Ontology annotation, molecular function: protein binding; phosphatidylinositol-3-phosphate binding; phosphatidylinositol-3,5-bisphosphate binding. The record is from RefSeq and is a predicted model, not a curated record. Gene Ontology annotation, cellular component: cytosol; extrinsic component of membrane; fungal-type vacuole membrane.
GGCGACUUGAUCGACGAAAUAUCAUCUCCGUCUUCUUAUUGGAUCUAUUGGUCACAUCUUGCAACACCGUAUACUGUUUAGAGGAAAACAACGGGAAAGUAAAGCGUGGUCGGUCCUGGCGAUCGGCGGAGGAAAGAUGGCCAUGAACUUCGUGACAUUCAACCAGGACUAUAGCUAUCUGGCUGUGGCGACUUCCAAGGGGUUCCGGAUCUUCACCACAGACCCUUUCGCAAAAAGCUAUGAGACCAAGGAAGGGAAUAUUGCCAUAAUUGAAAUGCUAUUCUCGACGUCCCUGGUUGCGCUGAUAUUAUCACCGCGUCGCCUUCAAAUCACUAAUACCAAGCGCCAAUCCACGAUAUGCGAGUUGACCUUUCCUACCACCGUGCUAGCGGUGAAGCUGAACCGGAAACGGCUUGUGAUCGUGCUAGAGGAUCAGAUCUAUCUCUAUGAUAUCCAGACCAUGAAGCUCCUGUAUACCAUUGAGACUUCGCCGAAUCCCAACGCGAUCUGUGCCCUAUCUCCUUCCUCGGACAAUUGCUAUCUGGCAUACCCUCUACCGCAAAAGGCGCCGCCUUCGUCCUUCACUCCCCCGGCUCAUGCUCCUCCGGGGACCACGCACGUUUCGCCUACAAGUGGCGAGGUCUUGAUAUUCGAUACAUUGAAGCUGGAAGCCAUCAACGUCAUUGAAGCGCAUCGGUCUCCGCUGGCGUGUAUCACGCUCAAUAACGACGGCACCCUUAUAGCUACGGCGUCUGACAAAGGAACAAUCAUACGAGUGUUUUCUGUUCCCGAUGGGCACAAAUUAUAUCAAUUCCGGCGGGGAUCGAUACCUUCCAGAAUCUAUAGCAUGUCCUUCAACACCACCUCGACCCUUCUUUGUGUAUCCUCUUCCACGGAGACCAUUCAUUUAUUCAAACUGAGCCACCAAUCCAACUCGCCAGAUGCUACGCCGUCUUCCUCGUCACCCACAGGCGCUGACCGGAGGUUUAGCCAAAGCUCAUUUGGACAAACACCCGAUACGGACGACACGGGUGGCGACAUUGCCUCAUCUGAGCUUGCUUCGAGGAAGCACAACGGAACAUUGAUGGGAAUGAUUCGACGGACCUCGCAAAAUGUCGGUAGCACAUUUGCCGCCAAGGUCGGGGGUUAUCUUCCAAAGGGGGUCAGUGAAAUGUGGGAGCCGGCUCGAGAUUUUGCCUGGAUCAAGCUGCCCAAAUCGAAUCAAGGGCCUGGGGCCAAUGGGAACAACGGGCCGUUGCGGAGUGUCGUCGCCAUGAGUACUAAUACUCCACAGGUCAUGGUGGUGACGAGUGACGGCAACUUCUAUGUUUUCAGCAUUGAUCUCUCCAAGGGCGGCGAGGGGACGUUGACCAAACAAUACUCUGUGCUCGACUCCAAUGACCGGUUGGGCUACUCUGUGAUGGAUUAUUAAUCUCACCAUGAUACCACUCGUU